Molecule: messenger RNA, 6369 nt
Organism: Acinonyx jubatus (cheetah)
Lineage: Eukaryota; Metazoa; Chordata; Mammalia; Carnivora; Felidae
Gene: CDH8
Product: cadherin 8
Exons: 15
Coding region: 961-3747 (928 amino acids)
Biological process (GO): cell-cell junction assembly; calcium-dependent cell-cell adhesion; multicellular organism development
Cellular component (GO): adherens junction; plasma membrane; catenin complex
Molecular function (GO): calcium ion binding; cadherin binding
Source: RefSeq, a predicted model, not a curated record
GAGGGGGGGGGACGUUUCUCAGGACCUGCACGGCGUCCAUCAGAGCAGCUGAACGGGCCACAGCCAGGGCAUCUCUUGGCGGAGGUAAAGGAGCUGCAAAAAUGGUGUCUGCGAGUAGAUCUGGAGGCCAAGGGACAAUGACAAGACAGGGCAAUCUCCCCCUGGAUUUCCCACGCAAGUUCUGCUGUUCUUUUCGUGCCUACUUACUGCGCGCCCCUGCCGCCUGCCCCGGUGCCCGCCCCAUCCCAUCUCCCUGAAGGAGUAGAGGCAGGGGGGUGCUAGGAAUGUGCUCCACCCACAAGACCGCGACACACCGCCUGCCUCGGAGCUGUAGCGUCUGAGUCGUAGGUAGCGGUCUGACAAGCACCCCACUCUGUCCGCAAGAGGCUCUCGGAAUUGCGAGUUACAUUUGGCAGGCAGGCGGGCUCGCAUGCCGGAGCGCUCAGCCCGGAAUUCGUGGAUUUAUUCGGAAUCUCCUUGCUUCCCCGAGUCCCUUCCGCCGGCGCCGGUCUGGGCACGGACGGUCCCGCGCACCCGCCCGCUCGCUGCACUUUGGGCUGCGGACACCCGGACUCGACGCGCCAGCCCCGCGUCUCCACGGCGAGCCCCGCAGCUCCGAGAGGCAUGAACGGAAUCCGGAGGCGCCUGCCCUGCGCGCGGGAACCUCUCGGUGCUCGCCGCCCUCGGGAGCCGACCCAGAGUCGCUGCAGCCGUGUGUGAACCAGGAAGCUUGAAAUUCGUCAGCGCCGAGCUCGUCAAGAGCGAUUUCAGUGAGAAGGAAUGCCAGUGGAUCGUGGUCUCAGAAAAGCGGCUUAGAUGAUGUCUGUUUCCUGUGCUAGAAACACGUGGCAGAGCUGUAAGUAAACGCUCUACACUGCAUGAUGAAUUGGAUGGCUGCAGACCGGAGGCAAAAAAAAUAAUUGUCUCAUUUUCGUGGUGAUUUGCUUAACUGGUGGGACCAUGCCAGAACGGCUAGCGGAAAUGCUCUUGGAUCUCUGGACUCCAUUAAUAAUAUUAUGGAUUACUCUUCCCCCUUGCAUUUACACGGCUCCGAUGAAUCAGUCUCAAGUUGUAAUGAGUGGAUCCCCUUUGGAACUAAGUAGGCUGAGUGAACAGCGGAUUUUGAACCGCUCCAAAAGAGGCUGGGUUUGGAAUCAAAUGUUUGUCCUGGAAGAGUUUUCUGGACCUGAACCGAUUCUUGUUGGCCGGCUACACACAGACCUGGAUCCUGGAAGUAAAAAAAUCAAGUAUAUCCUGUCAGGUGAUGGAGCUGGGACAAUAUUUCAAAUAAAUGAUAUAACAGGAGAUAUCCAUGCUAUAAAAAGACUUGACCGUGAGGAAAAGGCUGAAUAUACUCUAACAGCUCAGGCAGUGGACUGGGAGACAAACAAGCCUCUGGAACCUCCUUCUGAAUUUAUUAUUAAAGUUCAAGACAUCAACGACAAUGCGCCAGAGUUUCUUAAUGGACCCUAUCAUGCUACAGUGCCAGAGAUGUCCAUUUUGGGUACGUCUGUCACUAAUGUAACAGCUACUGAUGCUGAUGACCCAGUUUAUGGAAACAGUGCAAAGUUGGUUUAUAGUAUCUUGGAAGGGCAGCCUUAUUUUUCCAUUGAGCCUGAGACAGCAAUUAUAAAAACUGCCCUUCCCAACAUGGACAGAGAAGCCAAGGAGGAAUACCUGGUUGUUAUUCAAGCCAAAGAUAUGGGUGGACACUCUGGUGGCCUGUCUGGGACCACAACACUUACAGUGACCCUUACCGACGUAAAUGACAAUCCUCCGAAAUUUGCCCAAAGUCUGUAUCACUUCUCAGUACCAGAAGAUGUGGUUCUUGGCACUGCGAUAGGAAGGGUAAAGGCCAACGAUCAAGAUAUUGGUGAAAAUGCACAGUCAUCCUAUGACAUCAUUGAUGGAGAUGGAACAGCGCUCUUUGAAAUCACUUCUGAUGCCCAGGCCCAGGAUGGUAUUAUAAGGCUAAGAAAGCCUCUGGACUUUGAGACCAAAAAAUCCUAUACACUGAAGGUAGAGGCAGCCAAUGUCCAUAUUGACCCACGUUUCAGCGGCAGGGGGCCCUUUAAAGACACGGCGACAGUCAAAAUUGUUGUUGAGGAUGCUGACGAGCCUCCUGUCUUCUCUUCACCUACUUACCUCCUCGAAGUUCAUGAAAAUGCUGCUCUAAACUCCGUGAUUGGGCAAGUGACUGCUCGUGACCCUGAUAUCACCUCUAGUCCUAUAAGGUUUUCCAUCGACCGGCACACUGACCUGGAGAGACAAUUCAACAUUAAUGCGGAUGAUGGAAAAAUAACGCUGGCAACACCACUUGACAGAGAAUUAAGUGUAUGGCACAACAUAACAAUCAUUGCUACCGAAAUUAGGAACCACAGUCAGAUAUCACGAGUGCCUGUUGCUAUUAAAGUGCUGGAUGUCAAUGACAACGCCCCUGAAUUCGCAUCCGAAUAUGAGGCAUUUUUAUGUGAAAAUGGAAAACCCGGCCAAAGUUUUCUCUCUGGCAAACACGUAAUAAAAUUAGAAAUGAUAGAAUUGCAAGAACAUACCUCAAAUCCUCUGGGCAGAAAGGAGGCUGAAGAGCUGAAGGGAAAUGAAGCUAUCUUACUGAAAAGACCUCUUAAUAUAGGACCUGUUCCACCAGAGACAGGAAGCAUCUAUCAAGAGCUGAAAAGGAGUCAGCUGGGGAUAAACCAGGUUCUCUCUGAAGAGAAUGGUAAUCUGGCUGGACGGGUGGAGGAACAGGUCAUUCAAACAGUGAGUGCCAUGGACAAAGAUGAUCCCAAAAAUGGACAUUAUUUCUUAUACAGUCUUCUUCCAGAAAUGGUCAACAAUCCGAAUUUUACCAUCAAGAAAAAUGAAGGUGAGAGAGCAACUUCUGCUUUUGGUUUAGAGCAACUGAUUCAAAAAGCCAAAAAUCAUCCUCUAAGGGAAAUGUGUGCAGAGCAAGGGAGACAGACUCAUCAUCUCCGCCGAGGGAAGAGAAAACACAGGGAAGAUAAUUCCCUCAGCAUUUUGGCAAAGCAUAACGGAUUCAACCGCCAGAAGCAAGAAGUCUAUCUUUUACCAAUCAUAAUCAGUGAUAGUGGGAAUCCUCCUCUGAGCAGCACCAGCACCCUGACCAUCCGGGUCUGUGGCUGUAGCAGUGAUGGUGUUGUCCAGUCUUGUAAUGUUGAAGCUUAUGUCCUUCCGAUUGGACUCAGUAUGGGCGCCUUAAUUGCUAUAUUAGCAUGCAUCAUUUUGCUGCUAGUAAUUGUGGUGCUGUUUGUAACUCUGCGGCGACAUAAAAACGAGCCAUUAAUUAUUAAAGAUGAUGAAGACGUACGAGAAAACAUCAUUCGCUAUGAUGAUGAGGGAGGAGGAGAGGAAGAUACAGAGGCUUUUGAUAUUGCAACUUUACAAAACCCAGAUGGAAUUAAUGGAUUUUUACCUCGUAAGGAUAUUAAACCAGAUUUGCAGUUCAUGCCAAGGCAAGGGCUUGCUCCUGUUCCGAAUGGUGUUGAUGUUGAUGAAUUCAUAAAUGUGCGGCUACACGAGGCAGAUAAUGACCCAACUGCCCCGCCAUAUGACUCCAUUCAGAUUUAUGGCUAUGAAGGCCGAGGGUCUGUGGCUGGGUCCCUCAGCUCCCUGGAGUCCAGCACCUCAGACUCAGACCAGAAUUUUGACUACCUCAGUGACUGGGGUCCCCGCUUUAAGAGACUGGGAGAACUCUACUCUGUUGGUGAAAGUGACAAAGAAACUUGACAGUGGAUUAUGAAUUAAUCAGUGGAACUGAGCAUUCUGUAAUAUUCUAGGGUCACACCCCUUAGAUACAACCAAUGUGGCUAUUUGUUUUAGAGGCAAGUUUAGCACCAAUCAUCUAUAAACUCAACUACAUUUCAAUGUUGAACCAAAAAUUAAUAAAAAGCAUAUGUUAGGAGGUUAUAAAUCUUGUGGAGUGUGAAUUAAAGUAUGUGGAGUCUCUAGAAGUCUUUGGAUAUUUGAUAUUUACUUAGCCACCACAGACAAAGAUUGGGAUCCUGGCUAAUCCUUAGAGAGAUGGUUAAAAAGAGGAAAAAAUCAAAAUUAAAAGGUGCUUUCUUAGAAAAAUGGACCUGCAAGAAAUGUGCUGCUGAUAUGUGUCUUCUGCAAGGAUUUUUAUAAAUGCAAAUGGUUUUUUCCCCUUCACCAAUAAGGAUUCCGCCACAAAUGAUAAAGCAAUACUUGGUCUGCUGUACUUUAUGACUUUCUGGAGUUUUGGGAGGCCUCCUAGAUUAUACGGUACGGUGACCGCACAUUGUACAUAACUGUUGGCCCCACUCAUCAGAGACUGAAUAGCAUCUUUAAAUAUUGUGUCGAGCCUUAAAAUAUUCACAUGUUCGUAAUCCAUUCCCGGGUGGGGAUUGCCAACUCAGUGGUGGGAGGAGAGAAAUCCCAUUCAAACAGGCUUGUUUUCUGGAAGCAGGAUUACUCGUUCCCUCCACUUCAUCUUCUUCCACAAGGACAGAAAGAUAAACCGUAUCACACAGCGGACUACAUAUGAGACAGAUGGUUUUAUUGCUAGCGCGUGAAUUUAUUUGUUUAAUCCUCGAAAUAAAUAUUUUAUUGAUGUCCAUUAAUGCUUUUAUUUAUUAAGGUUGGUAAUCUAUGUAGAUUAAGGGACUAUAUGGAAAAAAAACUAAAUUAUAUCCAUUAAUAAUCCUUUAGAUUGUUUUAUAUAAAUAUAUAUAUAUAUAUACACACAAUGAAUGUUUAAUACAUGUACAUUUUGAUGAGAUGAGUAUGGCAGGCAAUAUUAUCAAAAGGGGAGCUAAGAGUCUCUUUAGAGUAGAAAGCGUUAUUGUGGCUGGUGAUGGCAGGAGCAGCAUUUUCCCAGAGAAACUUUUGGACUGUUUUCUAUUUUGUUCAUAAUCCUAGUAUUUGGUGUUUUUACUACAAGCACAAACAUCUGAAAGCAUAUUGAUUCAUGUGACUAUUUAAACUCUAGACUUUUAGAUACCUACAUAAUGCCCUGCCCAGUAAACAUGCUUCAAGUUGCCCCCACUGUUUUAAAGCAGGAAGUGGUUUGUACAUAAUUUUACUGCUUUUGUUUUUAGCACUUCUCUCUCUGAUCUUCAUGGUGAUGCACAGAAUGUCGUAGACUCCAAAAAAGGACAGCACUAGAAGAUGUGAGCAUAUUCAAUUUGUAACACAAUCCUGCCAUUUAGGAGUAGAAAAUGUAUGAUAAAAAUCAAGUACUACACGCAGAUCAUUUUAAUUUUCUACUUUGCUUUAAUGCAAUAUUGUUUAUUUACUUCAUGUAUUGUAUUCAGAGAAACUCCUGUAUUGUUUCCUACUUUGUGAAAUAUAUUUUUAUAAAUACCUUUGUUGUCAUCACUUUUUUUCCCCUAAUCAGAUGAAGAUCUGUUAACAGAGACAUCAACUCUAAUUAGAGUUCCACAAUGUUCAACUAAAUCAUCCCGAGGAUCACUUAUAUUUCUAAGAGUCAUUAUUAUAAAGCAGAGGAAAGAAAUAACCUGGCAAUGAACACAAAGCAAAAGGGACAUUAAAGGAACAUGGUGUACAGAAAGUCUAGUCCAGCUGUGCUUGUUGGGUCCUCCUGGCAGCAGAAGCUGUAAUAGAGUUAAGAGUAAAAAGAAAAGAAACAAGAAUAAGGAGGGAAAGAUUUCAGCUAGGAGUACAGGUCUAAAAUCUUUAGAAGGCACGUGAUCAGUAUGCAGGAUUUAGCAAAAAAGAUCUAAACUGCAAUACAGACCUGACCAACUUCUGCCAAAUGGGUUCUGAGUGAAAGACUGCCUGAUGAAGGGUCUGUCAUUGGGGAAAAAGUAGUUGAGGUCUACUUCCCCUGCCAUCUCAGUCCCUGGCGUGGGGUUGCCUGGAAGAGCAGGACUUUGGCUAGAAAACUGAAGAUAUCAAAUCCUGGAGACUGCCUCCACUGUGACAGACAUAAAAUGUUUGAAUAUUAGAAUUUACAACUUUCCAGGGACUUAGUUGACUCAUUGAGUGUCUGCUGCCUGAGAAUAGUUCAUGUUUUAUGCUCUGGCUACUGGACACUUUUUCUUGAGGUAAAAGUAAUGGUCCAGAGUGACUUUAUGCCACAGCUUGGCACAGUACCUAAGACAAGUACUUAGUGAAUGUAGAUUAGUAAUAGUAGUUGCAAGAGUAACCAGUGGUAAUAUUCUGACUAAACCAAGGUGAAAUCAUUACCUUUUUACUUAUUUCUUGUAUACCAGAUGCAUCUCUCAUGUACUUCUCAGUGAAGCCCUUAGAUUACUGACAUACAAACAUGUUUGACGGAAAAACUACACUCUUUUUCAGGAAUACAAAAUCUAUAUCCUCCAGUCUUGGUAAUCCAUAGGGUAAUAUUUAUAUGGUGGUUUGGGGAGG